Molecule: messenger RNA, 1191 nt
Organism: Myxozyma melibiosi
Lineage: Eukaryota; Fungi; Ascomycota; Lipomycetes; Lipomycetales; Lipomycetaceae
Product: inositol-pentakisphosphate 2-kinase
Exons: 2
Coding region: 1-1191 (396 amino acids)
Biological process (GO): inositol phosphate biosynthetic process
Cellular component (GO): nucleus
Molecular function (GO): inositol-1,3,4,5,6-pentakisphosphate 2-kinase activity; ATP binding
Source: RefSeq, a predicted model, not a curated record
AUGGACUCUGCUGGUAUUCCUCAGAUUGACGAUGCUUCUGUGUUUCGAUAUGUCGCGGAAGGUGCCGCCAACGUUCUCUACGAGUGCUCCGAUCCUCUCUACUCUCAAUACCUAUUACGUCUGAGAAAGAAAAUGCCGUCUCAGCCGUCGACUCUUUCCGUUUACAAGUUUCUGCACGACACGAUCGGCCCGCUUUUCGACCCCGGCAUGAUCGUCGCAACGAAACUCGUCCGUCUCUCGCCUGCAGUCCUGCAGCAGCUCAACGGAGCGCUUGUCGGACUCGAGCAAGAUGGUACACGGGAUAAAAAGCGGCAUGGGACUGUGCUCGAUGUGGAUGAGCAGUACGGCGUCUUUGUCGAGAACAUGACUGCUACCGCUAGCACUGCUCGCGGAGGUGCUGCCGCGCUGCCUAUAUUGCAAGACGUUCGCUAUAAAAUAAAAGGCAGUAGCUCCGUCAUCGGGUACGUUCAAAGAGGGGACAAGAGUGGCGAGGUUCAGGAAGUCGCGGUGCUCGAAUUCAAGCCAAAGUGGCUUGCGCAGUCCAGAGACGCUCCGGCGGAAUGGACCUACUGCCGCACCUGCGCUCUGCGGCGGAUGCGCGCAAAAGACGCCGCAAACAGCUACCAAUUCUGUCCGUUUGAUUUGGUGUCGGGGGACAGGGAACGCGUGUCUAAAUGUGUAAACGCACUGCUCCCGAUCGAGGCCGAGGAGAGAAUCGGACAGGGGUCGCGAUGUCUAGAUGUACAGAGAUUAAGACGAGUGAUGGUUGACUUUGUGCUAAACACGGGGAUUUUUGAGCGAUUGAAGAUGAUUCAGGAAAAGAUGGAUAGGAAUGGACUGCUGGGAGAUGGAAAUGACAACGACGAGAAGGAGCAGGACUCGACUGAUUUCUUGAUUGCAAUGACUGUGCGCGACUGCACUGCGUUUGUGCGAAUCAGCGCCGCUGCCGAGUCGGACCUUCCUUCUGAGGCAAUCAGCGGCCCGACUCCGACGUAUGUUAAAGGCAAAGACGCCAGGGUUUUCUAUGUCAGAGACGAGCAGGAAUGGUUUGCAGUCAGCUGUCGCCUUGCGGAUCUGGACAUCAAGGACGGCAGCGGGACAAAACGGGAGUACUGGAAGGGCAUAGAGCGCGAGUUGAAUGUGGGCGGGUGGUACUGCGGCCACGACGCGAAGCUGGCCGAGUGCAGAUGA